AUGAAGAGCCUUGGGGGAAAUGGCAGCAGCGGGAGGCUAUCAAUGGAGGAGAAUGAGGAUGAAGAGACUUCGAGACUGGCCAUAUCAACCUUCCAAGCUAGAGAAGAGGAGAUUGAGAGGAAGAAGAUGGAAGUGAAAGAGAGGGUUGAACUUCAAUUAGGUCGUGCUGAGGAAGAAACUAGGCGCUUGGCACAAAUUUGGGAAGAGCUCGAAGCAUUGUCAGAUCCCAAUAGGAAGGAACUUGCAAAUGUAAGGAAGAAAAUCGACAUGGUAAACCGAGAACUGAAGCCUUUGGGACUCGGCUGCCAGAAGAAGGAAAAAGAGUACAAGGAAGCCCUGGAGAGCUUCAAUGAAAAGAACAAAGAAAAGGCUCAACUUGUAACCACAAUGAUGGAGCUUUUGACUGAGAGUGAGAGGUUGAGGAUGCAGAAGCUAGAGGAGCUGAGCAAGAACAUAGAACUAUCACAUUGA
This is a messenger RNA of Fragaria vesca subsp. vesca, 471 nucleotides long. RefSeq lists its product as uncharacterized. Bases 1 to 471 code for a protein of 156 amino acids. NCBI's taxonomy places the organism in Eukaryota, Viridiplantae, Streptophyta, Magnoliopsida, Rosales, Rosaceae. The transcript is spliced from 4 exons. The record is from RefSeq and is a predicted model, not a curated record.